GGGAAGAGCUUCUCCUGUACUGAGUGCGGGAAAUGUUUCCCUUCUAAAUUCCAUCUUAAUGAGCAUAACAGAUCUCACACAGGGGAGAAACCAUAUUCCUGUCCUGAGUGUGGGAAAUUUUUUUCACAAAAGCAUAAAAUAUCUCAUACAGCUGAGAAGCCAUAUUCCUGUCCUGAGUGCGGGAAAUGUUUUUUACGAAGAUCAGAUCUUGUCAAACAUCAAAGGACUCACAUGGGUAAGAAGCCAUUUUCCUGUCCUGAGUGCGGGAAAUGUUUUUCAGAGUCAUCCAGUCUUCACAGACAUCAGAGAUCUCACACAGGGGAGAAGCCGUAUUCCUGUUCCGAGUGUGGGAAAUGUUUUUCAGAGAAGUUCAGUCUGCACAAACAUCAAAGAUCUCACACAAAGGAGAAGCCAUUUUCCUGUCCUGAGUGCGGGAAAUGUUUUUCACAAAAAUACCAUCUUUACACACAUCAGAGAUCUCACACAGGGGAGAAGCCGUAUUCCUGUCCCGAGUGCGGGAAGUUUUUUUCACAAAAAUACCAUCUUUACACCCAUCAGAGAUCUCACACAGGGGAGAAGCCGUAUUCCUGUCCUGAGUGUGGGAAAUGUUUUUCACACAAGUCCAGUCUUUACACUCAUCAGAGAACUCACACGGGGAGGAAGAGCUUCUCCUGUACUGAGUGUGGGAAGUGGUUCUAUUAUAAAUACCAUCUUAAUGUGCAUAAAAGAUCUCACACGGGGGAGAAGCCGUAUCCCUGUCCUGAGUGCGGGAAAUGUUUCAGCUUGAAAUAUUGCCUUAUUGUCCAUAUAAGAUCUCACACAGGAGAGAAGCCAUAUUCCUGUCUUGAGUGCGGGAAAUGUUUCUGUUCUAAGUAUGGUCUUAAUGUCCACAUACGAUCUCACACAGGAGAAAAGCCAUAUUCCUGUUCUGAGUGUGAAAAAUGUUUUAUACUUAAAUCAGAUCUUGUCACACAUCAAAGGCUUCACACGGGGGAAAAACCAUACUCAUGUUCUGAGUGCGGGAAAUGUUUUUCAAACAAGUCCUUUUAUCACAGACAUCAGAGGUUUCACACUGGUGAAAAGCCAUAUUCCUGUCCUGAGUGCGGGAAAAGUUUUUCACAAAAGUCUGAUCUUUACAGACAUCAGAGAUCUCACACUGGGGAGAAGCCACUUUCUUGUCCUGAGUGUGGGAAAUGUUUUUCAGAGAAGUCAAGUCUUUACAAGCAUCAGAGAUCUCACACGGGGGAGAAGCCAUUUUCUUGUUCUGAGUGCGGGAAAUGUUUUUCAUGUAAGUCCAGUCUUUACAGACAUCAGAGAUCUCACACGGGAGAGAAACCACUUUCCUGUCCUGAGUGCGGGAAAUGUUUUUCACGUAAGUCCAGUCUUUACAUGCAUCAACGAUCUCACACGGGCGAGAAGCCAUAUUCCUGUUCUGAGUGCGGGAAAUGUUUUUCAUGUAAGUCCAGUUUUUACAGACAUCAGAGAUUGCACACUGGGAAGAAGCCACUUUCCUCUCCUGAGUGA
Messenger RNA from Staurois parvus, 1524 nucleotides. The record is from the annotation of a GenBank genome assembly. Lineage: Eukaryota; Metazoa; Chordata; Amphibia; Anura; Ranidae.